AUGUAUGCGCAUGACAAGAUAUCCGAUAUGAUAGCUGAACAGUGCAUCAAUGAAAUGUACCCUAAAAGCCGGAAGAUGGAGUAUCAGGAAUCUGACGAGCCUUGCAUCAUUUAUUGCGUGCUGAAGAAGUUCGGUAUUAUGAACGUGAAUGGGCAGAUCAAUUUGGACAUUUAUAGGAAGCGGGUUCAGUUGGCUCAUCAGUUAGACAAUAGGACAGUAAUGAGUGACAACGGCAGCUCUUGCGUGGAGAGCGCUGAGGCGACCCAACAUAAGCAGGACGUGUGCAAGAAGGCAAAAGUUUUUAAUGACUGCACACAUCUCUACCGGAUUUUGUUCAAAUAG
Messenger RNA from Pieris macdunnoughi, 342 nucleotides. NCBI's taxonomy places the organism in Eukaryota, Metazoa, Arthropoda, Insecta, Lepidoptera, Pieridae. The record is from the annotation of a GenBank genome assembly.